Suncus etruscus (white-toothed pygmy shrew) is the source of this 1104-nucleotide messenger RNA. RefSeq names its product dysbindin domain containing 1 (gene DBNDD1). NCBI's taxonomy places the organism in Eukaryota, Metazoa, Chordata, Mammalia, Eulipotyphla, Soricidae. The coding region runs from base 72 to 536 and encodes 154 amino acids. The record is from RefSeq and is a predicted model, not a curated record. Gene Ontology annotation, cellular component: cytoplasm. The transcript is spliced from 4 exons. Gene Ontology annotation, biological process: negative regulation of protein kinase activity.
CGCAGCUGCAGGGGCGCCCGGGCCGGGAGACGACAGCAACGCCGCCGCCCCGACUUGACCCCACCGGCCGCAUGGAGUCCCCCGAGGGCGCCCAUCCCGGAGAAACAGUUAAGGAGGUGGAGGUGUUGCCAGCUCCCUUAGGUACCUCAGUCCCUGCACAAGGUGGCAGCUGUCAUUCGCCCGUGGCCGAGGAGGAGGUGGGCAUGCUGACGCCCGCACCAGGACUCCUGCACAUCACAGAGAGGCGACAGCCCCUGAGCAGCGUCUCUUCCCUGGAGGUACACUUUGACCUCCUGGACCUCACCGAGCUGACCGACAUGUCUGACCAGGAACUGGCUGAGGUCUUUGCCGACUCGGAUGAUGAGAGCAGCGAGUUGCCGGCAGGUUUGCAGCCCUUGCCCCGGGCCACCUGUCUGCACUCCCCUUCCUGGACGCGCACCAGGGGUGAACAGAGAUGUGAGCAGCUCCUCAGUGACCCCGAGCAGCAGCCGGCAAUGGUGGACACACUUCUCACCAUGGAGAAACCCCAGGACUAGGCUGAGGCCCCAGCCCUGUGGCCCUGCACACCCCACCUGCCUCAGCAGCUCCAGGCUGGAGGCUCUUGCCUAGCAUGAGCAUAGACAAUGCUCUCAUGUCUGGGGGCCCUGCAUCGGAGCCAGCCAUGCCCGGAGAUGAAAUGGGAGUUGUCUGGGUCUUCUAGACACUUCUGUCUGCAGGACUGUCACAUGAUCUCUACAGGUCCAGGGGCAACACCGGGCUCUACUUUCCAACUGUCACCUGGAUUUCAGUCCUGUCCCCUUCCUGACACUGAGCACUGACAAACUGGCUGGGAGCCUGCUGAGUCCAGUAGUUGAGAGGAAUGCCUGACUGCUUUCUCACUGCUGGGCAGAGAGAGAGGCAGCUAGGCCCAUCUGCCGUCCAUGGCCACCCAGGACAUACAAGCACACCAGCAGCACACCCAGCCUGGAGGUAUGGGGUGAAGGGACACUGCCACAGGCUUAGACACAUUGGACUGAACUGUAUCUAGUGUUGCUUAAUACAAGCUAAGUAACCGGACUCUGGUCUGCUGAGCAGAAGGAGUUUAAAAUAGAAUCACAAACUGGU